Ceratina calcarata is the source of this 6063-nucleotide messenger RNA. RefSeq names its product sodium- and chloride-dependent glycine transporter 1. The coding region runs from base 782 to 2911 and encodes 709 amino acids. Gene Ontology annotation, biological process: sodium ion transmembrane transport; nitrogen compound transport; amino acid transport. Gene Ontology annotation, molecular function: glycine:sodium symporter activity. Gene Ontology annotation, cellular component: plasma membrane. The transcript has 12 exons. The record is from RefSeq and is a predicted model, not a curated record. NCBI's taxonomy places the organism in Eukaryota, Metazoa, Arthropoda, Insecta, Hymenoptera, Apidae.
GCUCUCCCAUAAGCAGGCAGGCAGGCAGGCUGGCAGGCUGGCUGGCUGGUUGCCCGGGCACGAACCGUUUCCACUGUCCGUCCGUCCGUCCGUUUCGCCUCGUCUCGUCUCGUCUCCUCGCGCGCGUCCGUCGUAUCACCGCCUCUGCCUCCACCUCCUCCUCCUUCUCUUUUCUACCACUUCGAUUUUAUCGCGCGGCGCGCAAACGGUCUCGACCCUCGGCACCGAACGCAUCGCUCGCCAGUAGAGUAGAAUGAAUUGGACGCGGCGCGACAGCAGAGGCUCGUCGUCGUCAUCCUAACCGAGACCAACCUCUCGCGGCACUCGGUCUCGAUUUCGGUCGUGCACGCGAUCCUCGCGACCUUGAGGACCAGUGACAGUGCGUGUCUCUGACCUUGGCCAGCCGAGUUCUCCAAUGGCAGCGGCGCGAGCAACGCGCCAGCUGAUCGACAGUCGCGUGUACCAAGUGGACCGUGUGAUUCUGUACUUUCGCUUGCGGAGAACGUGUCCCGACUUCGGGAUUACGUCACCGAACGUAAUCAGAAGGGGAAGGUAGGCCGCCGAUAUAUACAGAAGUUGGGUUAACAAUGGACAGCGGUGGAUCAGGAACAGACGCGGUAGCGAAUUACCGGACGUUCGCAGAACGUGAAGAGGAGAGGAUUCACCUGACUUGGUAGAGAGUUUGGUGCCAGAUUCGAGGAUGGAGGAGCCCUCGCCAAGGACCUAUCUGGAAUGCUGGGACAGACGUGGGAAAGACAGAACUGGCAACGGAUCCGCUUAAAUGGAAUUACGAAAGAAGCAGAACGAAGACAAGUACUCGGUGGCGAACAGCCAAGCGCCGUUGCAGACAGGCGAGGAGGAACACCCGGAGCGUGGCACAUGGACGGGGAAAUUCGACUUCCUGUUGUCUCUUCUGGGAUACAGCGUCGGUCUCGGCAACGUCUGGCGAUUCCCAUACCUGUGCUACUCGAACGGAGGGGGAGCCUUUCUCAUACCGUUCACGGUGAUGCUCAUCAUCGCCGGCCUGCCUCUCAUGUUCAUGGAACUCUCGUUAGGGCAGUACGCGAGUCUUGGCCCAGUGGCAGCUUACAAACGCUUCUGCCCUCUCCUUCGCGGCCUGGGAUACGGAAUGGUGUUGGUCAGCUCCGUGGUGAUGCUGUAUUACAAUUUGAUCAUCGCCUGGACUCUUUACUACAUCUUCGCUUCGGUGGCUGGCGGUGGUGAACUGCCAUGGAGUAAAUGCGAACCAGCCUGGAGCACGGAGGACUGCUUCAUGCCGGAAGAUGCCGAGGCGUGCUGGGCUCUGAACAUGAGCUAUUACAAAGAGAAAUGCUUAAAUUCCACCCAGAUGGCUUCGAUGGGUCUGACCAUUGAGAACAUCACCAAUGCGAUUAAAAAACCACCGGCCGAAGAAUAUUUCAACAAUCACGUGCUGGGAAUAAGUAGCGGAAUCGAGGAGACGGGGGCGAUUCGACCCUCGCUGGCGGUGUGUCUUCUGUUGGCUUGGAUCAUCGUUUUCCUCUGUUUGAGCAAAGGUGUUCAAAGUUCGGGAAAGGUCGUCUACUUCACCGCUCUCUUCCCAUACGUCGUCCUGAUCGCUCUUUUUAUUCGGGGCAUCCUCCUCCCCGGUGCCAGCGAAGGGGUCGUAUUUUACCUAACGCCCGACUGGAAGAGACUAAUGUCCGCGAAAGUGUGGGGCGACGCCGCGGUCCAGAUAUUCUUCGCCCUCAGCCCGGCCUGGGGCGGCCUGAUAACGCUCAGCUCGUACAACAAGUUCAGGAACAACUGCUACAAGGACUCGCUGAUAGUAGCCGUUAGCAACAUCGGCACCUCCUUCUUCGCGGGUUUCGUCAUUUUCUCUGUGAUCGGAUUCCUGGCUCACGAACUCAAAGUCCCGGUCGCCUCCGUUGUCGACCAGGGUGCCGGGCUGGCCUUCAUCGUUUAUCCCGAGGUGGUGUCUCGUCUGCCGGUUGCUCCCGUUUGGUCGCUGCUGUUUUUCGUGAUGCUCCUCACGUUGGGCCUCGAUUCCCAAUUCGCUUUGAUGGAAACCGUGACCACCGCGAUACUCGACGCGUUCCCGGCACUACGACACUAUAAACUGUUGGUCGUGCUGUCUGCGGCCGUGUUCGGUUACGCCGGGGGAAUCAUCUUCACUACCAACGCUGGAAUGUAUUGGUUGCAACUGAUGGACAAAUACGCGGCGAAUUGGUCGGUGCUGCUGAUAGCAAUAGGGGAGUGUAUUCUGGUCGCGUGGAUCUACGGUGCUGAUCGAUUCCUCGACGACGUCCAGCAGAUGAUCGGUCCUCGCAGCCGUCUGUGGAGAUUCUUUUGGACCUGGAUGUGGAAAGUGAUCACGCCGGCGACUCUCUUCUUCAUUCUGUUCUUCAACUGGGUCGAGUACGAGCCGCUCACCUACGGCGAUUACGUUUAUCCGAAAUGGGCGGACAUCGCUGGUUGGGUCGUAGGCAUGAUACCCGUCGCAGUGAUUGUAGGCGUGGCUCUCAAUCAAUUGAGGGAUCGUCGACGUCGUUCCGCCUACGACGACGACGAUUACGACGACGACGACGACGAUCUUGACAACAGACCGUCGUGCCAGGGGCCAGGCAAGGGUAAAACGAAGAAGAGCAAGAGCAAGAGCGUUUGGUGGCGGGCGAAAAUGUUGUUGCAGCCCACGUCCGACUGGGGCCCGGCAAUCAGGAAUCAGUCGACUCCGUCGAGAACACUAACCCACACGCCGUCGCCAGGCCCGACGGCGGGAUACGAUUCAGUGAGGGACACGAUAGUAUUAGUGAACGGUCAACCGAUGAUGAUCCAACCGCCAAGCGCGUCCGGCACCAACCAGAAGCUCCCCGGGCCGUCGAUCUUAAAGAAUUCUAGUAAAACCGAUUUGAUCACGUCCCAACAAGUCUGACACGAUGUUCAUUUCAUCUCGAAGGACGAGCCUGGCCAGAAAUCUGUGGCCAAAGACGCAACGCGCUAAUAACAGGUAGUUGCAUAUCGCAGAUGAAGAGACGGUGAAACCGAGAAACGAAAGAAAGAGAGAAAGAGAGAAAGAGAGGAGAGGAGUGAAUACAUAAUUCGUACGAAUUUAUUUUUCUAAACCGGGAAUAGAGUCGGUGUAUUUUUUCAUAAAUGUAUCCCAAUCUUACGAUUGCCAAGUUCUGCCCUUUUUCAUUCCAACUCGACAAUUUCUACGUUCGUUUCGUUGCUCUCUUCGUCGGGCGAAGGAAUCGAUUGAUUCUCUAGGAACCUUCCUAGUUUCUGAAUAGCGACGCUUUCGAUAUUAAACGAUGUUAGAAAGUGAGAAUAGCGUAAAACGAAUGCGAAUCUUGUGAGCGUGCGAGAUGCGUCGAUCGGAGGGAACGUGUUGCCACGUGUUGAAACGUUACGAAGAUUUACGCUACUCCACUGGUUUCAAUUAUACGUACGAAACGCGCCCAGAACGAAAAGGACUGACGGAAAUCUGUGGCGGAGAGAAACAAGGCGAGGGAUUAAUAAUUGUACACCCGCUUUAGUGAAGAAUGUUAGACGUUUGUCGCUGCCUAAAAGUUAUCUAGAACGAACUAAGACACUGUUCCGCCCGUUGGGUGGAUCGUCCACAUGAACGAUCGACAUUGCUUCUGUGUAAGACACCUAAUUGUAAGAUGAAGCGUUGGGCCGAACGACCAGCCGACUUAGAUGUUCCUGCGCGAUGAUUUCUCGUUCGCCAAAACUCCACUAAUCCGUGUCGUUCCACUUUCCUCGGUUACAACCAGUCCUAUCUAUUCGUAUUUCAUUUUCCACAGUGUUUUGAUAUGUGACCCGAACUUCGCUUUUAUAAAGUUAUACACAUUCCUAUGACAGGUAGUUCGGUAUCUGUCGAUUUGUAAAAUGAACGUUUAAUCCAGCUUGGAUGUGAAUUACUGUAGAGUGAUAAAAAAACGAGGAAACUGGUCUGAGGUCGUGAUCGAUAAACCGCGGACUUGACACGUUCGUAGUAGAUAUGAAAUAUUGUAGAAUGACGACGUAGAAAAAAGAUCAGAAGUGAAAUGGACAUUAUUUUUAAAGAGUCACGAAAAUCCUUAUCUAGAUUGGCCCGUGGUUUAAUUACACGCAGACCAACAAGAAAUAACUUUUUAAAAUCUUUCUUAACGUUAACAGUUGAUUCUUAUGAUUUCUAUCGUGCUGAAUCCGUGUCUAACGUAAGCUUUUAUCCGUAACUCAGUUUCGUCACAAUGUGACUUUGUCAUAAACUAGAAAAUUAAUGAAACAUACCAUGGAAGUAAGAAUAAGUUGACGUAACAAUAUGAACAAAAUUCUUAUUCAAGUAUAGACAUGAAAAUAUCUUUUUAUUACGUAGGCUUUAUGACUAGCCAUUGUUUAACAUCUCAGCACGAAUGACUAACAACUAACGCUGAAAAUUUCAUUUCUUUAAAUAAUGAGUAUUGAAAUAUGAAAAAACGAGGAGUGAUUCGGGUUUUUUAUUGAACGAUUAAGAACUAACCAAGUAUGAAAAAAUGGUGAGUGAUACGGUUUUUUUAUUGUUAAAUUCGGAUUCAGCAUAGAAACCAGAAGACCAAGAGAAAUUCAUUGAAAAAGGUCUUUCAUUGUCGGCCCGUGUCAUCCAAAGUUCGAGGAGAGUGUAGUUAGCGUAACUCAUCGUAUUUUCCUAAAAGAGAGGCUGAUAUCCUCCUGGUGAGGAAUUGUAACAAUUGUCAGUAUUUAUUUAAACGAUCGACUUCAUUUUUGAUCCGUUUCAAUCCUAGGAUUUAUACCUGAUCGAAUCUGAGUGAGGCAGUAAACACGAUUUUUUAGAUAACGUUCCAAUUGAUUUUCCUCACCGACCGAUUAAUUGAAGUUCAAUCGAGAUCUCCAUUUCCAUUCCCUGCAGACUGAACAGAAUCUUAUACUUAUUCACUUUUAGAUAUAUCAACGCGUAAUUGUUGUUAACGAUAGCGACGCUGAAACUCUUACGUAAAGUCAAUGAAAAUGCGGUAAGGUAUAAAGGGAUAUAAGGGAUCGUAUAAACGUAAAAUAGUAUAGUAUUAAUCGAAACGAUUAUUCGUGAUUAAAAAGAAGUCAGUAAUGAUUGAAAGCAAGUUUAGACGAACGCUUGAUUACAGUCUGAGUUUCGUAGAAGCUCUACGAAAUCCCUAAACGGGGCUCCAAGGAAACUGUUGACAGUUUCAAUCAGUUCUCGAGAGUAGAAAAAAUCUCAAUCGAGUAAAAAUAAGUAUUCUGUUUUAAAACAGAAGUUGUAACGAAGGGAUUUUCCAGUUUCCGGUUAAAUUUAAUUCGAUAAGAAUCACCGUUUGUCCAAUCCUCUAUCCUGUAUUCGAUUUACUAAAUAACCCUUAUUUAAAAGUAAUUCCCGACUUUUAUAUUCUGUUUUUAAAUACGCGUCCCUUCGGAACUUUUAUUAACCGAACAUAAAAUAAUCAUUAAAACCGAACUCUUACAGGCUAUUUCUAUGCAAAAUUCUUAAAACAGGACGUGACUGAUUUAAAAGUUUUAUGAGCGAAUCUUGUAUCUGAAGUUGGCAGAUCGAUUGGAGCCCUGGUCCAGUGUCCAGGAUUAAGCACUUCGACGAAUAAACCGUGUCCACCCAUAGACAUUGCCGUUACUGACCACGAUGCAUCUAUUUUCCGGUUGCGCGAGACUUUUCAGGGAAUAAUCACAAUUAUAAAUUGAUAGCUGUUCCGCGUGCUUUCGAUAAAAAAAAAAAAAAAAAAUAGUGAAUACAAAACGAGCCGAGAGUUAGAUAGCCGCGUAUUUUCUGACGAGUGGAAUAUUUUAGCAAAAAGAGGCGAUACAACGAUUUCACACGCUGCUGCUCAAAAGUAUGCGGGAACCUGCUGACACUUUGCGUAAUCAAUUACGUGAUUAUAAAUGUACCGUGUCACCCGUUUACACCUUCGAACCUGUCGCUUGUGUAACGUCCGAAAUGAAAAGAGAAUCGUUUGUGGGAACUCGGAUGAAAUUAUGGUGAUCCUGAAAUAAACAUUGCUAGCCAUAAUGGCAAGGUUAGUAAAAGAUAAUUAAAAUACGAGAUAUGCAAAUGAGAAAUAUAAUUAUUUAAUCUUA